GUGAUAUUUGUUGGGACCUUUAUUUUGAUAACUAAUCGAAUUCGUCACUAGACUAAGGGUUUCUAGCUUCAUUUUUACAACAACUGAAAACUAUCUAGACGUGUAAGAUACGAUUAUCUGAUACAUUUGAAGAUGGUUUGCGAGAAGUGCGAGAAGAAACUGGGGCGAGUCAUCACGCCAGAUACCUGGAAAGAUGGGGCUAGAAACACAACAGAGAGUGGUGGUCGAAAGCUUAAUGAAAAUAAAAUGCUGACUUCAAAAAAAGCCAGAUUUGAUCCUUAUGGAAAAUCGGGAUUUUCCACAUGCAGAAUAUGCAAAAGCUCUGUCCAUCAGUCUGGUUCACAUUACUGCCAGGGAUGUGCUUACAAAAAAGGAAUCUGUGCCAUGUGUGGGAAGAAGGUUCUUGAUACCAAGAACUACAAACAGACCUCAGUUUGAUUUGGUGUUUGUUGCUGGAGAUCUGUCUUUAGCUGAGAAGGGAAUGUUUGUGGAUGACUGUGUUGACACUUCUGAGUGUUGAGAAUGAUCAUUUACGUUCACAGAAGAGUUAAGUUUGCGGUGUUUUGUGGCAAAGAGGUGCGAGAGGAGUGUAUUUAUAUGAAAAUAUGUUAGUGGUAUUUUUCUCUCACUUAACAACCUUCGAGCAAUAUUUCGGCUUGUACUGUUUGGACAAUGUAACAUGAAACAUGUUUUGUAAAUGGUCUUAUUCAUUUUAUUUAAUUUUUUUGAAUAAAUAAAUAAUUUAUCAUUUUAAUACUGCCAAACAUGACAGUGGUUAGGCCAUUUGAAUAAAAAUAAGUUCUCCUCAUGGCUUUUUUACUUACUUAGCCAUUGGACCUUACCAAAGUUUAGACUUUGACUUUUAAAUGUUACCUCUUCCCACAGUGGAAAAAAAAAAAAAAAUUAAAUAUAUCUAUCUUGUUUGAAGUGAUAUUUCCUCUACUGUUUCCAAGGCAGCGUCGCUAUUAAAGAAUCUAAUGUAAAUAUGAAACAAAUAGACAGUGACAUGCCAAUAUAAGACAGUGUACAUAAAUGUUUAUAGCUGUUUCCACUUAUUCUUCUGCCGCUGGUUCUUUUUGUCAACACUGUUGGAGAUGUUUUCUGGAGAUCUUGUUUGUUGUUUGCUUUUUCAGUGAUCAUUUGUAAUUGGGUAGUUUUUGAUUUCAUGUCUCUUGAACCCACAUAAUAGUAUCAUAAUAGGACAGUAACUUGUUGAUGCUCUUACAGUUUGUGUAAUUUAUUUUAUUUUGCCACAUUUUAAGUGUGAGAAGUCACAACAUAGCAAUACAUAGAUACUGUAUAAUAUCAUUUUCUUUAAUAUCAGUUAAAUUAAGAAUUGUCCAGGACACCUAUUACACCGAAGAGACUGUUUUUACAUCUGUAAAUAUUUCUUGACAAAUAAAAUCGUGACAACA
This is a messenger RNA of Cyprinus carpio (common carp), 1415 nucleotides long. RefSeq names its product CXXC repeat containing interactor of PDZ3 domain (gene cript). Lineage: Eukaryota; Metazoa; Chordata; Actinopteri; Cypriniformes; Cyprinidae. Gene Ontology annotation, cellular component: dendrite. Gene Ontology annotation, biological process: cytoplasmic microtubule organization. The record is from RefSeq and is a predicted model, not a curated record. Gene Ontology annotation, molecular function: microtubule binding; PDZ domain binding.